AUGGCCGAUCGAAUAUCCGCGCUUGAAGCCGAGCGCGCCUCUCUCGAAGCCCAACUCCCUCCCGCCAAGUCCCCCCUUCCCCCCUCCAACAAGGCGCCGCCCCCGACCGCCGCCGCCACCACCAGCGCAGAGACGGCGCAGCUCCGGCAGGACAUCGCCGAGGCGCUGCGCUCCAAGGGCACCACCGAGGCGCGCCUGCGCGCCGCCGAGGAGGAACUCACCCGGCUGCGCGCGCGCACCGCCGACGACGCGCGCUCCGUCCGCCAGCUGACCGCCGACCGCACCGCGCUGACGACGCGGCUCAAGGACCGCGAGUACGAGCUUCGCGAAAAGCGCAAGCUUCUCGAGCAAGUACAAGACGAAAUGAUCACGCUCAACCUGCAAGUCUCCAUCGCGGAAAAGGAGAGGGACAAGGUCAGGAAGGAGAACAAGGAACUGGUUGAUCGCUGGAUGAAGCGCAUGGCGCAAGAGGCAGACGCCAUGAACCUCGCCAACGAGCCGACGAGCAGAUGA
Messenger RNA from Cordyceps fumosorosea ARSEF 2679, 513 nucleotides. Its product is annotated as Autophagy-related protein 16. The record is from RefSeq and is a predicted model, not a curated record. The coding region runs from base 1 to 513 and encodes 170 amino acids. The transcript is spliced from 2 exons. NCBI's taxonomy places the organism in Eukaryota, Fungi, Ascomycota, Sordariomycetes, Hypocreales, Cordycipitaceae.